This is a messenger RNA of Mytilinidion resinicola, 951 nucleotides long. RefSeq lists its product as uncharacterized. Lineage: Eukaryota; Fungi; Ascomycota; Dothideomycetes; Mytilinidiales; Mytilinidiaceae. The coding region runs from base 1 to 951 and encodes 316 amino acids. The transcript is spliced from 3 exons. The record is from RefSeq and is a predicted model, not a curated record.
AUGUAUACCUUGGUAAAGCAGCGAUCUUUUCUUGGCACGAAGUAUGAGUUUGCGGCCCUCCCAUCAAUUCCCUCCUCAUCAUUUCAGCCCACUUCCGAGCCAAACGUCACCUCGCCGCUUUUGAGAACCGGAACCAUGCAACAAUCCGACCAGGCUGAACUUCAGCCACCGAACUCUUCUGGUUUAGCUUCCUGCAACACGGACAACAUCCCGGAGUCUUGGGCGUGGUCUCUCAGCCUUAUUUCAGAUCUAGUUUGGCCAGUCCUGCAAGCUCACGAGCCGCAUCCGCCGAUUUUGUGGAGCCCGGUAACCAUUCCCGAAGCUCAACAUUUCGAGCAACGUCACCCUCCUCCAAAAGAUUCGUCGUACAGUCAAUCAUCAGGGACCAACGUAUCUUCUGCUGUCCCCUACCAGCAUUUUUGGGGACCCGCACCACUGGAUAGCGGAACAUCAGACAUUUUGAACGAGCCGUUUCCCAGCCUAGGGGGCUAUCACGAAUUCUGUCAUUCCGACCAACGGCCAAAUCAUGCCGACUACCCAAGUAAUUCCUAUUACAAUCAUUCCUUCCAGCCUGUUGGGCCUCACGAGCCAGAUACUUUUCUGCGUCCAUCGCAAAGUACCGAUAUACCCUUUGAGGUUGGAACGGUAAUCUAUCCUAACGUCGGCGCCAACCAUACGGCAUCCUUCGAAGCCAACAACAGCUCCACCGUGCAGAAUAGGGCUCUAGAUGCUCUCUUUGACUGGAAUAUAGGCGAGAACUCUGGACAGCUGUACCAAGGCGAUCAGUAUUCAUCCAGCCAAUAUCAAUACAUAUCAAGUAUUGUGACUGGCUCUUCUGACAUCCAAGGAAGCCGUCUUUCUGACGGACAAGGGAACAUCUCAUCUCCACCCCUCGAAAAUGCAGAUAUGUACUUGGACUCAACUGUGCCAACUGCUGCCGAAGCUAAUUAG